AACUCUAACCGUGGAAACCGAAACUCAACGACAAGUCACGUGAUUCCGAUUUGGCGUUCUUUGCCCGAACGCUGCUUGAACGCAGGAGACGCGUCCCACUGACAGUCGGCGUUCUUUUUGCUAACUUCGCUGUGGCUGUGGAAGCGUGGAGCUGGUACCUUUCGUAAUCGCUAGCCAUCGUACCUGCCGCAACAAAACCAUCUCCAAGGGAUCUCAUCGGGAUUGCGAGUCCUCGUAAGAGUGGCGUCGAAGAAGUAGUUUCUCUGCCGUUCGAUCUCUCUUCUUCCAACACGUGACAAAUACUGACGCCCUACAAAGGCAGCCUAGUGACAUAUCAGGAUGAGCUAUCUGGCGAAUGCAUACUCUCUCAAAAGCAGGCUGGUGUUGCUUAAAACGUUGUGUAGUUCAAAGCUGCCGAAAAGCGCGGAAACAUUUGCCACGCAGGUGGAACCGAAGAAUGCGAUGCACUUCUUUAAAUGCAUGGAAUCCGCCUGUGACUUCACUACGAAUGACAGCGACCUCUUUCUCGGUCACCUCUCCGGCCACCGUGGAACUUCAUUUAUGUGCUGUUAUUGCAGAAAGGUCGUCCACGAGGAUGUUCAGCUCGUUCAGCACAUGGUUGCGCACCAUAAUGACCGGACCUUCCAGUGUGCGCUUUGCUUCUUCCGGUCUCGUACGAAAGCCCACCUAAUCGUACACUCUAGGACCGUACACAAGACCGACACCGUUCACGGCUACCUGUGCAAGAGGGUUGCCGAGAUACCCGCCAAGGACUGGCCGGCGGACAUUGCCAGUAAGAGCUACGUGUGCACCGUCGACGAAAGCUGCAAGCUGUCGUGCCUCAGCACUGACACGUUUUUGAAACACCUCCGCAAGAAGCACCCGAAUGCGAGCCGCCUCGUGUGUCACAAGUGCAUGUCUCCGGGCAAGCAUCCAAAGGGGCUCGUGUCGCAUUAUCGUCGGGUGCACAACUUCAAGUUCUACCAGUGCGCUUACUGCAGCGUCGGUAGCGAUGACGAGUGGGUGCUCAUGGCACACGUUUCGCAAGCGCAUUCUGACUACCGAUUCAAGAUUAUAAUUCGCACAACCGGUCCUCCACCGUGGUUCAAGCAGGUCAGCACCAUAAUGCGCGAGAGCAUGCUGGUUGCUCCACCAGGUAGCGGUGGCACGCAGCAGCCGCAUGCCGAGUUGACUGUCAAGGAGGAGCCUCUAUGGGACCCACCGGCACACCUUGUCGACCAACCUGGCGACUCGUUCGUAAGCGCGCAGGAAACUUUCUCAUACAUCCCAGCAUGUUACAUCUGCUCGGUGGAAGACUGUGCCUAUUCUUCUAAUAGCGCUGCCACUUUUCUCGGCCACAUACACGAAGAGCACAAGUCGGUGGAGGAGUUCUCGUGCCCGUGCUGCUCGUUCCUCCCUCAAGCUUCGUCGAGGGAGCUAUUUGUCCAUCUGGUCGAUAGCCACACGGCACUGCUGCAUUGUCCGUACAGGAGCUGCGUCUUUCUCGGAGAUUCUAGGAAAACUGUAGAUGAUCACAUAAUCUCGGUUCAUCAGACGUAUGAUGAUGAACCAGAAUACCCGGAUGAGUCAACGCCAGAUUGUAAUAACGUGCCACAAGAAGCGUCGUCGAGCGUGCAGUUCCCUGUUGGAACAGAAUACCCCAUCGUGAAGCAUGAAAAGGUGGAACAGCAGGAAAGGGAAAACGUUGACAUAGUGCCUUGGCAGACGACUGCCGGAGAUGACGCUGCUCCAGGACCGUGGUUGUCUGAGGCCGAGCUCGGACGAAUUGCCGAAGAGAUACUGCGUGGGCAAACAGUUGGAGCCGUUGCACUUGCAGAACCAAUGCAACAAGACGAUAAUGUUCCAGAGGCUCCACCGCCUUUGCCUGCCACGAUUCAUGAAAGGUACGCUUGUAAGGUCUGUCGUCAAAGUGAAACGGAAGCCUUGGAGUACUUUCGCCACAUGUCCCUGCACCAUGGAGUAAAGUUUUUCUGUGGACAUUGCGAUGGGUGUUACAAAGUGCGCAGGCAUUUACGUGCGCACCACCUCAGGUUUCACCCCAGAGAGGAGGUGUCCUUUAAGACUCUUCAGGGCAACACUUUGAUGGACGUGCCACUGAGAAUGACAUCUGCGCAGCAGCAAGGCGUUGCAAACCGAAAGAAGAAAGGCAGAAAUGGAGCUGCCCAAGAGGAUAGGGUACCCAAGGACGCUUCAACGGCUGUUGGUACACUGCGCACGACACAAGGCAAGAAAAGACCAAGCACAGAGCUUGGCUCAGAGAGACCGAUGAAGAGGAGAGCAGCAAAAACUUUGUUGUCGAAUGUAAAGCACGAAACUGCAGAGGAGGGUCCUCUGCCCACCGGAGUUGAAGAGUUGCCGAAGCAAGUCGGGACGGACGGCAUAAAUGUGGGAGCUGCUACAAUGUGUAGCGGGGCUGGAAAUAGACCAGGAGGGUCAAAGAGAAGGAAGGGGAAAUUAGCCUCGCCACGAUGUCUAAAUACCGGGAACCAAUCUUCAGAGAUGCCAAGGUCUCCUCAAGGGCCUGCCUCAAAGACUUUUCAUAAUGUCUCAUGUAGGGAAACCCCCCGGAGUGCAGUGAAAGCAAAAUCAAAGAAGAAGCCCUCUACACGUUGCAACGUCGGAAACAAACGUUACGCACCCCCUUGGGGCAUAGUCUCUUACGAGUGCAUAUACUGCGACAAGAGCUACAAGCUGCUCAAGUGGGCGCUGCGGCACCAGAAAGCAGCGCAUCCUGGUGAUCCUUCGACCGUUAAGGUGUUGGAAGCUUCAACGUUUGGGAACAGCACAGCAGAGACACAGUCGCUGGGACAGCUGCUCACUCAAGAUAUUGAGUCGUCGGCGCUACCAAGUCUGGCAAGCGAAGACAAGGCGUUGGUACCGUCACUGAUUCGCAAUGAAGACAAAAUUGCUGAAUCUGCAGCUGGUGCCGAAGACAAGGUGUUGGUACCAUCACUGAUUCGCAAUGAAGACAAAAUUGCUGAAUCUGCAGCUGGUGCCAAAGACAAGGUGUUGGUACCAUCACUGAUUCGCAAUGAAGACAAAAUUGCUGAAUCUGCAGCUGGUGCCGAAGACAAGCUGUUGGUACCAUCACUGAUUCGCAACAGAGACAAAGUUUCUGAACCUGCAGCUGGCUGUACAGAAACAGAUGACAGUGUACUAUGGCACAACGAAAAUGAAAGUACACCUGGACAAGCGUACGCAAUCAUCAGUCCGGACCACUCCGAUGACGAGGCUCAGCAGAAAGGUUCGUCAUCACAUGGUGUGAAGGCGAACCCACUUCCUACAGACAUCUUUGUCUACAUGCACAGGGAAGGGGUUAAGAUAGCCUACUCUCAACUUGCUACCGUGAUGGACAUGCAGCCUGUAGUGUUACUCACCAGGUUUUAGAUCUGAAAUUCCUCAGAUUUCAGAAUGGCAGUUUAAGCAGUGUGAACUCCUUGUUAUCCGCGUGUUAUCGGAGAAUAUAUUUUUGCAUGUUCCAAGUAAGGCCAGUAAAGUG
This is a messenger RNA of Ornithodoros turicata, 3520 nucleotides long. Its product is annotated as zinc finger protein Xfin-like. The coding region runs from base 340 to 3408 and encodes 1022 amino acids. NCBI's taxonomy places the organism in Eukaryota, Metazoa, Arthropoda, Arachnida, Ixodida, Argasidae. Gene Ontology annotation, cellular component: nucleus. The record is from RefSeq and is a predicted model, not a curated record. Gene Ontology annotation, biological process: regulation of transcription by RNA polymerase II. Gene Ontology annotation, molecular function: RNA polymerase II transcription regulatory region sequence-specific DNA binding; DNA-binding transcription factor activity, RNA polymerase II-specific. The transcript is spliced from 2 exons.